Molecule: messenger RNA, 4469 nt
Organism: Archocentrus centrarchus (flier cichlid)
Lineage: Eukaryota; Metazoa; Chordata; Actinopteri; Cichliformes; Cichlidae
Gene: ano2b
Product: anoctamin 2b
Exons: 26
Coding region: 131-3346 (1071 amino acids)
Biological process (GO): chloride transmembrane transport
Cellular component (GO): plasma membrane
Molecular function (GO): protein dimerization activity; intracellularly calcium-gated chloride channel activity
Source: RefSeq, a predicted model, not a curated record
ACUACUGAGUCAGACUGUUGCUGUUCUUCCUCUUAUCUGCUGCUCACAGCAAAACAACAUGGUUAACUGACUGACCGGGAACUUAAGGGAAACAAGGCCCUUCUCUCUGCUGAGUCACAGAGUUGGUGAAAUGGCCUUCCGGAGAUCGCCCUCCUCUACCUGUGCAGAGUCAUGGCUUAAUGGUGCAAGCUUCAGGCGGGUGGCCACAGUACUCAGCGAAUCCUCCUCAAUCCACAGUGAUGCGCUGUACUACCUGACCAAGGACAUGUCUGGGAUUGGACUGGACCCCAUGCCCUACAGCACUGUGGAGCCUGUACCUUAUAGAGAGGAACCAAUGGCUGAGGAAUCACAGAAGUUGCUACAGCGCAACAGCAUGCAGGUUUCCCCGAGUGAAGACAAGAUCCCUGUCAUGGGAUCGGCCUCAGGAUGUAAUGCCGCUGUUGGAGAAGGCCUUUACUUCAGUGAUGGCCGACGAAAAAUCGACUAUGUCUUGGUCUUUCAUCAUCGACGGCACAGCUCCAUACGAUCUCCUGCUAGUGCUUCGGUUUCACAAGACCGGUUAUCUAUUGUUUCUAAUGGCAACUUUCCUUCAAUGGCGGCCUCAGAUGCGGGAACAGGUGGAGGUGGUGCUGGCAUUCCAGGAGGGGAGGCUGCAGGUGUCAGCGAGGUGUUCAUGGAGCUUGGAGGUGCAGGAGAUGGCGAGCCAGUGGAGCCUGGUGACCAUGAGAUGCGUCUAAUCAGGCAGGAGUUUGAAGCGAACCUGCUAGAGGCUGGUUUAGAGAUCGAGAGAGACAGAGAGUUAAAGACCCAUGGCCCCAGCUUCACUCGGCUCCAUGCACCAUGGCCAGUAUUAUGUCGAGAGGCGGAGUUUCUCAAGAUCAAAGUCCCCACCAAGACGAGUUAUGAGCUUAAAGAAGAAAGUGGUUUCGGCUCCAGCAUGAGCUCAGUGUGGAGGACGCUGAACAAGCCUUUCCAGCCCAAAGUACCACAUCAAGAUCACGGACGCACAAAAUUUCUUUCACACUGCUUCACCAGGGACAAGCUGCACUUGUAUAACAUCACAUCUAAAGAGACUUUCUUUGACAAUACUACAAGGAGCAGAAUAGUUUAUGAGAUCCUGAGACGGACGGUGUGUGUGCGAACCUGUCAAACCAUAGGCAUCAGCACAUUGAUAGCUAAAGGCGUGUAUGACGCUGCCUUCCCUCUUCACGAUGGUGACUUCAAGGUCAUUGGACACCUCGAGGAGAGGAACGACAGACAGGUUCUGCACGAAGAGUGGGCUAGAUACUCAGCCUUCUACAAGUACCAGCCCAUUGAUCUAAUCAGGAAGUACUUUGGGGAGAAGAUUGGCCUUUACUUUGCAUGGCUUGGUGUUUACACCCAGCUGCUCGUACUAGCCUCCAUAGUGGGUAUCAUUGUGUUUGGCUAUGGAGUGGCAACGAUGGAAACAAAUAUACCAAGUCUGGAGAUGUGUGACCAGCAUCUCAAUUUCACUAUGUGUCCUCUGUGUGACGGAGCAUGCGACUACUGGCAUCUCAGCACUGCUUGUGGCACCGCCAAAGCUUCACACCUCUUUGAUAACCCCGCCACUGUCUUCUUUGCCAUCUUCAUGUCUCUGUGGGCGGUGCUAUUUCUGGAGCAGUGGAAGCGACGUCAGAUCAGUUUGAGCUUCAGCUGGGACUUGACAGGCAUCGAGGAGGACGAGGAACACCCAAGGCCAAGAUAUGAGACCAUCCUUCUUCAGAAAAGACAGAGGAUGCAAAAGAAUAAGAAAAAGAAGAAGAAGAAUGAGCCUCCCACAGAUAAGCUGACCUGGAAAGAUCGUCUUCCUGGAUACUUCAUCAAUGUAUCUGCUAUCCUCUUCAUGUUUGGGCUGACCUUCUCUGCAGUUUUCGGUGUCAUCAUCUACCGCAUCACAGUGUCGGCCCUCAUGGCAAUGAGCCCCGACCCGGAGAUAAAGGCCAACGUUCGGGUGACGGUCACUGCCACUGCGGUCAUCAUCAACCUCGUGGUCAUCCUGAUUCUGGACGAAAUCUACGGCACUGUGGCUUUGUGGUUAACUGAGCUAGAGAUUCCUAAAACAGAAACCAACUUUGAAGAACGUCUCAUCCUGAAAGCCUUCUUACUCAAGUUUAUGAAUGCAUACGCGCCCAUCUUUUACGUGGCUUUCUUCAAGGGACGGUUUGCAGGUCACCCUGGAAGCUACGUGUAUGUCUUUAACCAUUAUCGGAUGGAGGAGUGUGCUCCAGGAGGGUGCCUCAUCGAGUUGUGCAUUCAGCUCAGCAUCAUCAUGUUGGGGAAGCAGCUAAUCCAGAACAACAUCUUUGAAAUUGGCAUUCCGAAGUUGAAGAAACUGGUCCGCACAUUAAAGGAUAAAGAAUCAGCACCAAAGGAGCGGGAGGAAGAGAAGCCACAUCAGUGGAACCUGGACUACGCCCUGGCUCCCUUUGAAGGCCUCACACCAGAAUACAUGGAGAUGAUCAUCCAGUUUGGUUUCGUCUCUCUGUUCGUGGCUUCUUUCCCGCUGGCUCCUCUCUUUGCUCUGCUAAACAACAUCAUCGAGAUCAGAUUGGAUGCAAAGAAGUUUGUUACAGAGCUACGCAGGCCAGUGGCUGCACGAGCUAAAGACAUUGGCAUAUGGUACAACAUACUAAGUGGAAUGGGGAAGUUCUCAGUCAUUAUAAAUGCCUUUGUGAUCUCCUUCACAUCUGACUUCAUCCCCAGGCUUGUCUACCAGUACAUGUACAGUCAGACAGGCACCAUGCACGGCUUCAUUGAUCACACACUCUCCUACUUCAACGUGUCUGAUUUUAAACCGGGCACGUCACCGCAGAACUCCGCGCACGAAAACAUUACUUACUGCCGGUUUAAGGACUACAGGGAACCCCCGUGGUCUCCAGAUGCGUACCACUUCUCCAAACAGUACUGGUGUGUCCUGGCUGCAAGGCUCACCUUCGUCAUACUGUUCCAGAACUUGGUGAUGUUCCUCAGCCUCGUGGUUGCCUGGGUGAUUCCCGAUGUUCCCAAAACCAUAGUGGAGCAACUCAAAAGGGAGAAGAAGCUCCUGGUAGAUGUCUUUUUACAGGAGGAGAAGGAGAAAUUCCAGCUCAUCCAGAGCCUGUUUGCCAAGGAUGCCACCAUCCACCCCAGCAGCCAGACGCCCCCCACAGGGCAGGAUCUGCCCAUCCCGGGCCGCUACAGUACUUUACCCCCGGGCCCCACAGCUGGAGAUGGAGGAGGAGGUCCGAGGGCGAGAUGUAGGGCAGCCAGUUUCAGCCAAUUCAACAGGAAUAUUGCCUCUUCGCCCAUGAAGGAAAACGAGAAUUCAAAACACACAGCGGUGUGACACGACGCAAACAUCGCGGGGGUGCUUCAGCCGGUUCUAUGGAUUGUCACUCGGGUGACUCAGACCUUGUAUGACUUUGCCUGUGUCUUUCAUGUCCUGGUGUGUGUGAUAUAUGAUGGUGGUAUGAACAAAAACACUUUUGAACAUAAAGUUUUAAUUCACUGAUGUGUGUGUUUGAAUGUGACUGACUGAAUGGAUACGUGUGUGUCGUUUCUACUCGCACUGACUGUUCACCUGAAAGAGUUGUCGUUUUUACUUUUUGGUCAAAAUUGUGAGGCGCACUAGCUUCAUAGCGUAGAGAAGCAAUAAUUAUCAUGUUAGGUUGAACAACUAGCUGUUGCAGGAACCUGGAAGAGACUGGAGAUGAAGAAUACACUAUGAACUCAUAAGCAGUUAACCAACAUGAUCAGACUGAUGGACAUUGUGGCUCCUCAUUAGGGCGGUUUCCUGCUUUCUGUGCUUUAGGGCUAGAUUCCUGCUUUAUGUGCUUAUGGUAUUUAUGUAUUUUUGUUUACAGAAUUUGUAGCAGUUAAAACGUACCACAUUUUCUGUACUCGUUCAUCUUUAGAAUUCAGGAAUGACUUUGAACCUUUUUUUUUUCAGAAUUCACUAAAAUUGUAACUGAUGCAGCUGCUGGUCAUUGUUUCUCUGUACCUUACCCAGAGUUUCAAAGGAUGGGAAAAAAUGCUGAUGUGAAAGAUCAUCUUAUGCCACUCAUUCCAGUCGAAGCUAUUUCUGCAGCUUUCAGCUGACUGUAGAAUAAUUUGCGAAUGCAAAGGAAAAACCAGCUGUUUCACAUACUGAGUCAAGUGGAAACAAUCACGCUGUGUCUCAUAGACAGCUAAACAACAUUAUGAACUACCUGACAGUAUACUUUGACAUUCCUGCAGGUAAGUAAUCAAUCCGGGUUCCUCCUGCUCAAAGCGUAGACCUUAAAGUGGACCUAAUAAGCCCAUUUAGUGGAAUUCUUCAACUUCACACAGAAAAGGCUUCAGGGUUAACUCUGGUUUUUCUGUAUUUUUCCAAGGUAACUGACCUAAAAUGCUACAGUGCAAGAUUAGAUAUCAAUACUUAAGAAAUCACUGCCUACUGACCAAUCAGUUCUCUGGAAAAUGGUGUCCCU